Molecule: messenger RNA, 2218 nt
Organism: Mycena citricolor
Lineage: Eukaryota; Fungi; Basidiomycota; Agaricomycetes; Agaricales; Mycenaceae
Source: the annotation of a GenBank genome assembly
UCCAAAUCCGAAAUUCGCGAACUUUCAAAGGCAACAACCAGUGAACGCAUUCCCCAGUUUUAAAUAGAGAGGAAUGAACCUGUGAUUCUGGGCAUCGUCGCCGGACAUUCUUCCGACUAUAGACGCCCAGGUGAUGAUCCCAGGCACCGUUGAUGCUGUCACUUUAUCACGGGACCGCGUUUCAUGACUAAUCCUCAUCCCAUCCCUUCACCUUCAGACUUUGAUGAUCUUAUAUGGCUUUCACUUCUCCCGAUGACCCAUUUUACGAACUCAUGCGUCCGCCUCCCGACGAGACCCCAGCCCAGAUGACAGCACGAAUAAAACGGGAGGCGGACGCACAACGAAUCAGCGACAAUAUCGACGAGGACAUCAAACGCGAUAGGAACGCACAGCGCAAGGCGCGCAAGGAGCUGAGGAUCCUCCUACUGGGCCAAGGCGAGAGUGGCAAGUCCACGACGCUCAAGAACUUUCGCAUGCAGUACGCCCGGGAAGACUGGGAGAGCGAGCGGGCAGGCUGGCGGGCCGUCGUACAGCUGAACAUCAUCCGGUCCAUCGUGCACAUUCUCGACCUCAUAGAAUCAGAAACGAGCGGCGGUGCCGCCUCCGGGGCCCAGGCCGUGGACGACGACGACGACAGCGAGUCGCGCCGGUCCUCGUACUCCGUGGCGGAGUCCUUCACAGACAAGCACCGGCUGCUGAUGAUCCGGCUCGCACCCCUCCGCGGGGUCGAAGCCGACCUCAAGCGCCGGCUGGGUGCCGGGGCAGACCUUGCGCCGUCCAUGUCGCCGAUGUACGCCACGCCCUUCGACGAGCCGGGCCCGCUGCCGUCGCCCAAGCGGCGCUUCGAGUUCUCCGUGCGCAGCUGGACGGACGCUAUCCAGGACGGCACGGCGGACGUCGAGUCGUGCACGAUUGCGAUGAUGUCGUGUAACGAGGACAUGCAGACGCUGUGGGGCGACUCGGCGGUUCAGGCACUGCUGGAGCGGCGCAAGGUCCGGCUGGCGGACGGUGCCGGGUUCUUCUUGAAUGAUCUCGAGCGGAUUGUGACGAGGUCGUAUAUGGCUACUGAUGAUGAUAUCGUGCGCGCACGGCUUAGGACAGUUGGCAUACAGGAGUAUCUGCUCAGAAUUGGAGAUGGGUUCUCGCUCCGCGGCGAUAACGCAUGGACAUGGAAACUGUAUGACGUCGGGGGAUGCCGGACCAUGCGUGCAGCCUGGCUGCCAUUCUUCGAGAACACGGAUGUGAUCAUCUUCCUUUGUCCCGUGUCCUGUUUCGACGAACGACUCGACGAGGAUUCACGUGUGAAUCGCCUCGAGGACUCGACGCUGCUGUGGCGCGCCAUCUGCACAUCGAAGCUGCUCGGGAAGACGCAGCUGAUUCUGUUUCUGAACAAAUGCGAUCUGCUGAAACGCAAGCUGAAACGCGGGAUCAAAGUCAAGACAUAUUUACCGAGCUACGGAGAUCGCCCAAAUGAGGUCAUGCCCGUGGUGAAAUACCUGCGCGAGAAGUACAAGGAGAUCCAGAAGCAGCAUUCUCCGGAACCACGGGUAUCCUACAUCUACACCACGACCGUCACUGACACGACUGCCACGGCCAAGACGCUUCACUCGAUCCGAGACCGGGUCUUACGUGAAAAUCUGGUGACGUCUAAUCUUGUAUAGGCUCCUGGUAGUACAUCCUAUCUAGUACUUAUCUAUUAUCUUUAUUGCACUUGUAUGUACUCAUUGUGUAUUGCACCCAGUAUUACAGCGGGGGGAGCAUUGGCUCGUAGAUUACCGCUCUGCAGCGCAAAGCUAUUACCUAUGGAACGUCAGGCGGCACGUAAGGAACAUUGUGGCUGUUGGCAUUAUACUUGUUAAAGAGACUAGAGCUACGCGUUUUCAAUUGUGGGUGCCGCCUCACGUGAGAAGAUCGAGUGGCGAGUUGUUGAGUGAUUUUGGUGUCGUCCGUUGACGAUAUUGAUCAGUUGUCGAAUGUGGCGUAGUUCCAGAGUAGCGGAUUCGACUACUAGAGACUCUACACAAAUAUAUUCUUCGAAUGCUUAUUCCGAACAGCCGUCAGUGGGUUUAUUACUCCACGGACGCGACACUUGGUUUAUGACUCAAGUACCUUAAGACUGUUGAUCUCGCAGUGGUAAGAAAUACUUUACCACCGUGAAGAUCAAUGAAACAAGCUUGAUCAAAGCUUAUAAAUGACUUAGGCUCACGCAGUGAUUUGG